UCCGCAGCAUCCGCGCCUCCCUCUCUCACUCCCUCGGUCUCUCUAACUCCACAAACUAAACAGAGCGGUUGGAAAGGGGGAAAAAAAUAAUCAAAGCCCUAGAAGAAGAGAGGAGAAUAGCCGGGAGAUCGAGCUCUCUCUCACAGCAGCGCUAGAAGGCGGAGGAGAUGCAGGAGAGCGUGCUCUCGGCUCGGCGGUCUCCGCCGUGCCCGGAGGAGGAGGAUGGAGACGAUGAGUCCAAGACCCGUAAGCACGCCUCGUUCGCCGCCCGGAUCUCCAAGCACGCCCGCCUUGGCUCCGUUUCCCACUGCCUCGCCGUGUCCCUCGCUCUCCUCCUCCUCCUCCUCCUCCUUGUCGCCUGCUUCCUCUUCUCCCGCUCGCGCCCGGUGAUAUGUGUCUCCGCCUACGAUUCCAUCGCUCGCAACGCCCUCUUUGGGGCCAACCUCGAGGGCCUCGCCUCCGAUUUCGGCUCCCUCGGCGUUCCCUGGUGCAGAUCGAAACAUGGCACAACUGUAGAGUGGACAACAAAGGAUCUACUCAAAGGCUUGGAAGAGUUUGUGCCGAUCUAUGAGACCCGUCCAAUCAAGAACAACAAGUAUGGUAUGGGCUUUGACCAUAGCUUUGGACUCUGGUUCAUGGCCCGCUGGCUUAAGCCAGAUCUGAUGAUUGAGAGCGGUGCAUUCAAGGGGCAUUCUACAUGGGUCCUUCGACAAGCAAUGCCGGAGACAUGGAUUAUAUCGCUUUCUCCUCGACACCCGGAGAAGUAUCUGAAGAAGGGGCCAGCCUAUGUUGAUGAGAACUGUACUUACUUUACUGGCAAGGAUUUUUUGGAUUUUGGAAGUGUCAACUGGGCAAGUGUUAUGAAGAAGCAUGGGAUUUCAGAUCUCAGCCGGGUGCUCGUAUUCUUUGAUGAUCACCAGAAUGAGCUGAAGAGAUUAAAGCAGGCACUGAAAGCUGGAUUCCGGCAUCUUAUAUUUGAGGAUAACUAUGAUACUGGAACUGGAGACCAUUAUUCCCUAAGGCAAAUAUGUGACCAAUCUUAUAUUAGAGGUGGUGGGCAUAGCUGCUUCAAAGAUAGCGAUGAAGCAAGAAUAAGGAUAAAAAGAAAAAGGUUCUGGGAGAAGGCUUUGGACAUUGAUGAACUUUGUGGGAAGGGUGAAGCAUGGUGGGGUGUUAGAGGAUACAUGCGUGAUGAUUUUAACCACAGCAAUAAGGCAAUCUCCUAUGCAGAACAUUUUCAAAACAGCAGGUUUGUGGAGUCAGUGUUGGAUGUGUACUGGGAACUCCCACCAGUGGCUGGUCCCUCUCUUACCCAUCAAACUAGAUAUGACCCUGCUCGUGCACCUGAACCAAUAAUUGAAGAUGGAAGGUAUGGUGUAUUUAGGAGGCUUGGUCUAGCAAGACUUGAAACCUCAGUAUUCAAUGGAUACACACAGAUGGUAUAUCUUCAGAUAUCUGCCCCACCUCUCAAGUAUAUGCAGAGAUUUUGAAGGUGCCUUUUUUUUUUUGUUGUCCCCAUAUGUGUGGACUGUGGAAUCUAUGAUCUGUUUCAUAUGUUAGCUUGUUUAGCUUUUGCUUAUGCCUGUUUACUUCCGUUUUUCGUAAAUACUGUAUGUUUUUCAUUUUAAUGGAUUUGCAACAUCAGCAUCAUAUAUGGAGUACUUCUAGAGUUUUGUUUGGUAAGUUAA
Messenger RNA from Phoenix dactylifera (date palm), 1688 nucleotides. RefSeq lists its product as uncharacterized. NCBI's taxonomy places the organism in Eukaryota, Viridiplantae, Streptophyta, Magnoliopsida, Arecales, Arecaceae. Gene Ontology annotation, cellular component: endomembrane system. The record is from RefSeq and is a predicted model, not a curated record.